This is a messenger RNA of Macaca mulatta (Rhesus monkey), 9166 nucleotides long. It is a transcript of the gene ZBTB44, whose product is annotated as zinc finger and BTB domain containing 44. NCBI's taxonomy places the organism in Eukaryota, Metazoa, Chordata, Mammalia, Primates, Cercopithecidae. Gene Ontology annotation, biological process: regulation of transcription by RNA polymerase II. The record is from RefSeq and is a predicted model, not a curated record. Gene Ontology annotation, molecular function: DNA-binding transcription factor activity, RNA polymerase II-specific; protein binding; RNA polymerase II cis-regulatory region sequence-specific DNA binding.
GGGACACAAACAAAGUGCCCCCAAACAGGCUGUAGUGAGCGGAGCGGCAACGGCGGCGGCGCCGGCCCGCAAGCGCGCGGCGGCGGCUCCCUCCCAACCUCCCCCUCCCCUCCCCUCAGUCCCCUUCCCCUUCCCCACCCCGCCCCGCUGGGAACACGCGAGCCGUCGCCGCGCUCCCCAAACAGCCGCCUGCCCUCGGCCAACCGUCCCCAACGGCCGCCCGCGCGCGGCUCCCGGGCCCCCUGGCUCCUCCCCUCUGGCCCCUCCGAGCGCUGGGGUGCUUCCCUCCCCGCCUCCUCGCACUCCCACCUCGCGGGCACGCCGGUGGGCUGUGCCGCCAUGCCCCAACCACAGGCUGCUCACGGGCCUAGGCGCGGCGGCCCGAGAUAGGGGCCCCUGAGCCUCCCGGGGGAGGAGAGAGGCAGCGAGCCGCGCGCUCCGCCCCCUCCCCCCGGGCCGCCGCCGCCGCCGCCGCCUCGCCGCCCCAGCCUGGCGGGAGAAGGAGGAGGAGCAGCAGGCCUCCGGGCCCGGCGCCGCCGCCCGCAGGACAUUUCUGAUUCAUUUGCAUCCUUGAAGAGCAUCUGUAGAAGAGGAAGUAAAAGAUGGGUGUGAAAACGUUUACUCAUAGCUCCUCUUCCCACAGCCAGGAAAUGCUUGGAAAGCUAAAUAUGCUGCGAAAUGAUGGACAUUUUUGUGAUAUCACUAUUCGUGUCCAGGACAAAAUCUUCCGGGCACAUAAGGUGGUACUAGCAGCUUGCAGUGAUUUCUUUCGCACCAAACUUGUAGGCCAAGCCGAGGAUGAGAACAAGAAUGUGUUGGAUCUGCAUCAUGUUACAGUGACUGGCUUUAUACCUCUUUUAGAAUAUGCUUACACAGCCACUCUAUCAAUUAACACAGAAAAUAUUAUUGAUGUUCUAGCAGCAGCCAGCUAUAUGCAAAUGUUCAGUGUUGCCAGCACUUGCUCAGAGUUCAUGAAAUCAAGCAUUUUAUGGAAUACACCUAACAGCCAACCCGAAAAGGGUCUAGAUGCUGGACAAGAAAAUAAUUCUAACUGCAAUUUUACUUCUCGAGAUGGGAGCAUUUCUCCCGUGUCCUCAGAGUGCAGUGUGGUAGAAAGAACGAUUCCUGUCUGCCGAGAAUCCCGGAGAAAGCGCAAAAGCUACAUUGUUAUGUCUCCUGAAAGUCCUGUAAAGUGUAGCACACAAACAAGUUCACCCCAGAUAUUGAAUUCUUCAGCUUCCUACUCAGAAAAUAGAAACCAACCAGUUGACUCUUCCUUAGCUUUUCCCUGGACUUUUCCUUUUGGAAUUGAUCGAAGGAUUCAGCCUGAGAAAGUUAAGCAAGCAGAAAAUACCCGGACUUUAGAAUUACCUGGCCCAUCUGAGACCGGUAGAAGAAUGGCUGAUUAUGUGACUUGUGAGAGCACAAAAACUACCUUGCCUUUAGGUACCGAAGAAGAUGUCCGGGUCAAAGUAGAAAGGUUAAGUGACGAGGAGGUCCAUGAGGAAGUGUCCCAGCCUGUCAGUGCAUCUCAGAGUUCCCUGAGUGAUCAGCAGACAGUUCCAGGAAGUGAGCAAGUCCAAGAGGACCUUCUGAUUAGUCCACAGUCUUCCUCUAUAGGCUCAGUAGAUGAAGGCGUUUCGGAGGGGUUGCCUACACUUCAAAGCUCGUCUAGCACUGCCGCUCCUCCAGAUGAUGACGACCGAUUGGAAAAUGUUCAGUAUCCCUACCAACUCUACAUUGCUCCUUCUACCAGCAGUACAGAACGACCAAGUCCAAAUGGUCCCGACAGACCUUUUCAGUGUCCAACCUGCGGGGUGCGUUUCACCCGUAUUCAGAACCUAAAGCAGCACAUGCUCAUCCACUCAGGAAUUAAACCAUUUCAGUGUGACCGCUGUGGGAAAAAGUUCACCAGGGCUUACUCGCUAAAGAUGCAUCGCCUAAAGCAUGAAGGUAAACGCUGUUUCCGGUGCCAGAUAUGUAGUGCCACUUUCACUUCCUUCGGGGAAUAUAAACACCACAUGAGGGUUUCCCGGCACAUUAUCCGCAAGCCUCGGAUUUACGAGUGCAAAACAUGUGGCGCCAUGUUCACCAACUCUGGAAAUUUAAUCGUGCACCUGAGGAGUCUGAACCAUGAAGCAUCAGAGCUAGCAAACUACUUCCAGAGCAGUGAUUUCCUAGUACCGGACUACUUAAACCAGGAACAAGAAGAGACCCUUGUUCAAUAUGAUCUUGGAGAACACGGUUUUGAAAGCAACUCCUCUGUUCAAAUGCCUGUAAUUUCACAGGUCUCCUCAACCCAGAAUUGUGAAAGCACUUUUCCCUUGGGGUCUCUUGGUGGGCUGGCAGAAAAAGAGGAAGAAGUGCCAGAGCAGCCAAAGACCAGUGCUUGUGCUGAGGCAACCAGAGAUGACCCCCCAAAAUCAGAGCUGUCUUCUAUAACUAUUGAUACCACUCCAAAGGCAAAGAACCAUGAUUGACAACAGUCAAGCUGUGGAUGAAAUGACCAGGAACGGAGAAUGAAGUAUGUAAAUCUCAGCUUCGUAGGAAUUCUUCUUAUAUUGCUUUUCUGAUUAAAAUUGCUGUUUACCUGGUCUCUGAAUGUUAAUGCCUGACCAUGUCAUUGCCCGAAUCAGUUUUCCCCUUGCCCGGUCAGUAUGGUCUCUUGCAUAUAUUGGCGUGCUGCCAUAUAAAGUAAAAAUAUUGGAGAUAUUCUAUAUUUUAUGUAUAGGUUUAUGUAUUGUUGGGGAUGUUUUCAUUGUGCUCUUUUGGACAUAAUGAAGAAUUCUCGGUUGAGGCUACAUCUUUUUUUUUUUAUUUUUUUUUAUUUAAGAGGAUGGCAUCUGUUGCCCAGGCCGCAGUAUAGUGGCUAAGUCAUAGCUCACUGCAGCUUCGAACUCCUGGGCUCAGGCCAUUCUGUCUCAGCUUCUUGAGUAUCUAGGAUUAUAGGCAUGCUCCACCACACCUGGCUGACUUCGUUUUUAUUUUUUGUGGAGACGAGGUUUCACUAUGGUGCCCAGGCUGGUCUUGAACUCCUCGGCCAAGUGAUUCUCCUCCUCUGGCCUCCCAAACUGCCGGGAUCACUGCACCAGCCAAGGCUACAUUCUUAACCCAACUAGAUGGUUUACUGAAUCCCAUACGACAGCGAUACGUUGUCCCUACAUAUUUUUAGACAUUGCAAAGUUAUUAAAAACAGUUACUAUCGUUUUUACACAAUGUAGACAACAAUGUAAAAGAUGAAUAUAGACUGUAAGAUUUUCAUCUAUGACUCAUAAAUCUGGGAGAAAAAAGAAAAUUGUUAAGACUAAUGAGAAACUGAAAACCUUAAACUAAUGAAUAUUACCAUUUCUGCUGCUGAAAGUGUGAAGCUUUUCUGGUCUGGAGUUGAAAUUUAUAUGAUCCUCUAGACGGGUAUACUUUUCAUCUGGUGCCAUUAAAGCGUCUCUAAUACUGAUCCUAAAUAUCUGUAAGUCCAUGAACAGUGAACUUUGGAAUGAGUUUCUGUGUAGAUACCCAAAGUUUAAUAAUUAUGAGAGCACCUGAUUUGAUUAGAAAAGAGACAGAAAAUACAAUUCUUUAGUCAAAACACAAGAUCUGAAUUUUGUUCAGGUGCUAGACCAUACUAAAUGUAUAUAUUUUUAAUUAUAGUGAUUUGUUUCAAUUUUUUAGAUUGGCUAAUUCUGUAAUUUUUUCCCCAAAAACAUGUGAAGAAAGGAAAAGUAAAUUAAAUUCCUUAGAACUGUUUUAGGUUAGGAUUCUCUGUCUCUGCCUAUAUUCUGCAGUCCUUAACUUGUUUUCAGUUCUUUACCUCACUCAUGAACUUGUUUUUACCCAUGUGCUCCCAAACAGAGGUGUGUUCUCUUCAGGAGAACCAGCAUACACAGGUUAUGAUAGGCUGCCACUGUUUAUGCUUCUUCACUGAUAGGGUUGAAUUACUUUCUGCAGCAGACUAGAAUACUUCAUAUAGUAAUGCUGUGUCUCCACUGGAGAGGUCAGGAAUUUUAAUGUCACGUUGUGGUCUUUAAAAACUGUUAGGCCUACCAAUAGAUAAAUCUCAAAAUUAAUUCUAAAAUCUGUAUUGACAAGAAUAGGUAAAAUUAUCACCAGGAAUCAUUGUUACCGUUAGUUCCAAGAGGUUUUUUUUUUUUUGGUUUUUGAAAGAGCAAGAGGAAAGAAAUAAGAAUAAAGAAAUGUGUAAGAAUGGUUUGCAGAUUUAUUGGUUAAAAGUGUUUUUUAGUACAUCCCUGACCCUGAAAACUUCACAUUCAGAGAUCCAAGCACAGUUUUGGUAGCUCUAAGAUAUUCUGUGUUCUCAGAAUGAAGGAUUACCCAUCACUGGGUAUUCCUUCCCAAGUAGAAACUUUAGAUUUUCACUGGUAAUUACAAAUUGCCAAGUUUUAUGGGAAAUCUGAAUAUACUGUGAAAAUUCAUAUCUGGUUAGUUAUCUGCUGCCCAGAUCUUAUCAAUACCAGUAACUAACCAGAAUUUACCAUAAAAUGAUACAAACAAAGGCCUUUUUCUAUUUCAGUGAGGGUACAUUUUUCUUGAUACAUGUGCUUCAAGGAUAUUGGAUCUGUUUAUGGAUCUGUUUUAGGAAACAGAUUUGCAAGGGAUAAUUGUAUAUAUAGUAGUAUUUAGAUUUAUUUCAAAUUCAUCUUAGGGAUGCCUAGAUGCAUAAUUUUUACCAGGACAUAUUGAAAAUAUUGCAAAGAGAUAGCCAGUUAUAUUAUCCCAUUCAUUAGAAGUUACCAGUAUAACUAAACAUAAAUAUUCCAGUUUAGAGUACUUAAACGUAGCUAUCUUUCUUAAAGCCAGGAGGGUAACUUUGUGGUAUCUAAAGGGCUUAAAUUUCAGAAUGCAGAAUAAAUUGCCUUUUUAAAACCAAACAUUUUAUACAAGAAAAGCUUUUAUUUUCAGUUUUUUAACUACCAAAUAGGUGUGAUGUACUUUAGAAGUAAACAAAAAGAUGUUCACCCAUGAUAAUGGAUGUUAAAUCUCCUGCAGUUGUUCUUCUCAUGUUUAAAGGGUAUAUUCUCAUAGUGGAAGCAUCUAGCAUGUCAGUGAUUUCAUCUAAUUCAGAAACAAAGGGAUUAAUAUUGGUCUUUAUUUUUUGGUAUUUUAAGUUUUAUAUAAAUGGAUGCAGAUGGAGAUUAUCACCCACAAAUAUAUUUAAGUGGAUUUUUCUCAAUUUGAAUUUCAAGUAAUUUUUUUAUUUCAAGUAAUUAUGCAUUUAGUUACAUUGCCGGUUUUUUUAAGUUCUCAAUUUCAGUAAGACAAAAUAUACUAAAAUAUUUAAAUAGCUUCAUUCAAUCUUACAUUUUGACAUUUCAGCAACCAUUCUGGCUUACAGUAAUUAGGCCCCUUGUUAUGAGACAUGCCCUUUGUUAUUAAUAACUAGCAAAAAGAAAAACCUUUCAUCUUGUUAAAAUACUUUACCAAAUGAAAUAGACUAGUUAACACAUCUAAAGUCCAUAAUUAUUGGUAACUCAGUUACCUUCUAACUAAGGCUAGUUCAGGAGACUCUCCCAGUUUAUAAAUGGUUCCCUUGGGAGCCUUUGGAAGCUAUAUUAAAUAUUUCUUUAUUUCUUGUUUUAUUCUCUUAAUCUAAAUAGAGGCCAGUUAUCUAUUUUAUCCAUUUUUAUCUUGAAGAUUCUCAGAUUAUGUUUUAGUCCCUUUUAGCUUUAAUAGUCCUUGAAAAAUACAUUACUGUAUAAUGUAGUGGCAAUUCUGUAACACACAGAGAAUUACUCUUAUUACUUGAAUGAAUCCUAAAAUUUUAAUAUUUUAGCUGAAAGAAGUUUGAGAUUUGUGGAAUUGAUGAACAAAAGAAUUAGAAACUUUCAUAUGGUACUUUGUUUCACUCAUCUGCAAAGUAUGAAGUUGUAAUUCUGAAAUAUACAUCCAAGUGAAUGAGAAUUAAAAAUUUUCUGAAUAUUAAUACUAACUGGGAAAAACAGAAAACUAGUGUGAAGUUUACAGUUAGAAGAAACAGACCCAAAGUUGCCAAAAGGUAAUAAAUAAAUGUAGUUUUCACUGUAAGUUAUUGAUGUAAGAUGCUUUAUUUGUAAUAUAUUUAGAUUUUGAAAGUUAUUGAGAGAUGAAUGUAUAAAAGCUAAAUUUUCUUUUCUGAAGCAGCGAAACAAAAUUGGGGUAACAAGGAAGCUCUAUGGUGGCAAACAUGUCUGUGAGGAAUAUUAAGCACACUCCCACAGGCUUUAAACUCAAAUCAUGAACAUUUAAAUUAAGUCGUUCCUUAUUUUGCCUAUACCCAUUUUUACCUUUCAGUGUCGUUUUUGCUUGACAGAGUAUGGUGACAGAGUGUUUUUAUUUGGAAAGUCCUCAGCAAGAUGAAUUAGCCAAAAGCAAUAAUGGUUCAGAUUAAACAAUGAAGUGGAAUUGAUUCAGUCCCAGGCCCAACUAAGGAACAGUUGCUCUCUGGGUGUCUCAUUUUAGAUGAUCGAUAAGUUGAGAUGUUGUAAUAUUUAUGGGGGGUUAAGCCUAUGUCAAUUGUGGGAUGAAGACUGUUAGUACCACUACCAUCAGUAGUCAUACUUUUUUUUUAAACUUUUUACUAAACUAAUACUAGACAUUUCCACUCUGUCAUAAUUAUAUUUUUAUGACAGGAAAAUAAAAACAGUUCCAUGUUUUUAUAAAUAGUCUCUGCAAAGAUUUCAGAUGUUAUUGGUAUCCCGGUUUGGCAGUAUCUGAAAAAUUGAGAUUGCCUUUAAAGUGUUCAUGCUACUUUUACUUAAGUAAACCUCCACUGUAUAAGACCCAGGCCGGUUCCAACUAAUACCAAGGUUUCUAUGCGCAUAAUAGUUUACAAAGAACUUAAAGACUAUGGAUUAAAAACAAAAAUUUUUUUAACUUUAAAAUUUUUAAUUUUUGUUCAAAGUAUCUGGUUUAUAAAGUCAAAUUCUUUUAUUAUUUCCUUUCUCUUUUAAGUUGACUGAUUUUGCUGAUUAAGCGUAAAGUCCCAGGCACAGUUGUGAUGACGUACUGAUAAAAUGGGUGCCUAGUGGGUUGAGGAGCUCCAGUGUCAAGACUUUUAUUAAAUUGCCCUUGUUUUCCCAAAUGCCAAUCUAGCCGUAUUUAGAUUUCAUUAUUCAAUAAAACAGAUUAAAAAUCAUCCCAUAAAUGAAUGUUGAGGUUACCAAAGUACAUCACCUGCUGAGGAAGGAGAAAUCUUCCUGCUUUAAGGGAGCCCUGUCGUCUCUCCUUGACACGUUGUUUCCCUUGGUAUUAGUGGAAGCUCUGUUCAAGAUGGGAAGCCUUUCCUGCAGUUCUUAGAAACACCUGCUUUCUAAAGAGAGCCUUUUCUAGGAUUAGGUUAUGUGUGUUUUCUCUAGGAGAUUUUUUAUUUCAGUUACCAAUUUAAUUUUCAAGUUGACAGAUGCUAUGUGAAGUCUCUCAUACUGAGAGUAGUCCAUUAAAGUUUUGAAAGUUGCACUGCUUUUCAUCUUUCAGGUACCUGAAAUGAAUGACAUCAGGUGUUUGGAAGGAGUAAGAUCGUAAACUUUAUUCAUUUUCUUCCUUGUACAAAGUGAUGACUUCUAAUGCUUAUAUCUCAAGGUAUUUUUUAAAAAAGCAACAGUCCCUAAUAGAGUAAAAUUUGGUUUUGGUCCAAGUUCCCAAUAAUAUAUUUAAUGUUUCUGUUGUUACUGGUGCCUCCUGUUGCAUCAGAUAGAGAUUGCCUGCCUCUUUGUAGGGCACCCUUGUGGCACCUUAUGUCCAACUUGGAGGAUAGUAUAUGGCUUCUUUGUGCCUCUACUAUCUUUUCAAAAGCCAUUUUAUAAAAAUCCUAGGUAGCCUAUUUUAAUAUUUAAAUAUAUAUAUUUGUGAAAGAACUUUUACAACAGACUUUUUUUUUACUUUAAAAUUCCUGUAUUUCCAUUUUUAAGAGUAAAUUUAAUCUCCAGGAUAUAGAAGUGUCUUUUUUCCAGAGAAGCAUAAUGAGAAAGUCAGAUUGAGGUAAUAGACCAGAAUUAAGUGAUAGAAGAAGCUGUUGUUUGGUUAAAGGACACAGGUUUGAAGGAAAAAAAUUUUGAUGUAACAAAUUUUUAAAUAAAAUUUUGUUUUUGUUCUGUAAUUUCAUAUUUGCUGCUACAGUAGCUCAAUAUUUUACAGGGCUAACAUAAAUCUGGCUCCAUUUAAAAACUGGAGUACUUCCUAGUGCAGCCAGCCUAGGCAGAAACUGUACACAUGGUCUUCCAGCUGGGUGACUGAUGGUUUUGUGUAGCUGAUGCAUGCUUUAAUAUUUGCCUAUAGCCCUGCAGCAAGGAAGUCGAGGUGGGGGUACUUUUUUACCCUGCCAGUUAUAGCACUAUGAUUCUUUCUGGGCACUGGCAUUUUGUGAAACUCUCAAGGGAAGGUGAUGCAGGGGAGAAAAUGUGAAUUAAAUUACAUAGAUGGGUGUUUUUAUGUCUUCUACCCCUUUCCUAGAAUUAGUACAACUCUUAACUGUGCCAGUCCCCAGUUCACCAGCUUUGUAUCCAGUCGUCAUCUCAUUCAAGUAUGGCUUUACUUGGUGACACUGGCCAUAGCUAAAUUACUUGGCAUGUUUGACUUUUGACAAUAACAGAAAUUGUUUUGGAUUUUGUUUUAUUUCCAAAAAAAUGUAUACAAUGUCAGAACUUCACAUUUUAUAUACUAGUAUCUGGCUAUUAGUAUUUUACAGGAACCAUAGUUCUUGGUGACUACAUAUAUAUAUAUAUAUAUAUAUAUUUUUGUGACCUUUUUUGUAAACUAAGUGCCGUUUCAACGUUACAAUCAUUUUUAGAGUUAUUGUAAUCAAUGUGAAUAUCAUGUUUUUUCAAAUCUGUUCUGAGCCUAUAGUGUUUGCUUUGUGAACAUAAGUGUAUUGUAUAUAUUCUGUAUAGUUAUAUUGUACUGAAAUUAGCUUGUUUGAUAUAAGGAAAAUAUGUAUUGAGUACCUUUUUGCUAGCCUGAUUGUUUAAUCUUUUUAAAAAAGGUUUAAACUUUUUUUAAAAAAAAAAAAAAAUUCUUUAAACUGGCCUUUAUUACAUGGUCACACAUAAAGUUGCAGUUAGGAAAGGGAUGGGCAGGGAAAAACUAGUUUUGAGUGUCUUUAGAUAGAAACAUGAGACUAAGGUUUGGUUUUGUUUUCGUUUUCUCAUUAAAAUAUCUUAUGCUUUAUGGAAUAAAA